CUAAAUAUGAAACCCUCAGACCAUAUCUAGUGAAAAGUUGUUCCUUUUCGAAAAGGCUUUUGCAGCUAGAGUACACAUCUCUAAGAUGGUCAGGGUCACAACUUGCCAUUGUGAAGCCAUGGCAGUCAGCAGGCCCACCGUCCUUCGUUCUGGACCACCACCUGGCGCUGGCAAGAAGAGAGCAGGACCUGACUAUGCAUGCACUUGCCGACGAGAUUCACAGCACUUGGCGACGCGACAAUCUGAUGAGCCUUUGGAGUGAGGAUCCAGGUGUUGCCGAUGCACUGCUGCUUGGAGCUGUGGGCGAUCUUGCUUUGGGCACUGCACCACGUGUUCGCUUCGACGGGGCAGCAGGUGCUGCAGCAGGAUCCGCAUAUACUUCAUGCCGAACUUCAUGGGGUAGGCUUCGAUGAGCCAUAUCAGGAUGGCAAUCCUGAGGAGGAGACUUCACAGGUGUCACAACAAAGGCUACGGAGCUCAAGUUGCUGCCACAAGAAAGCACCAAACGGCUUUCCGCUUCAAAGCCAUGCUGCCAUGAGACCUGGGAAGGUGCAUAUGGUCGCGGAACUUCUUCACCCUUAGCUGCCGAGGCUUCCCGACUGAAGAUGCCAGCAAAGCAAGCACCGAAAAAAAGAAAACAAUCCGCGGCGGGUUGCCAAGAGGUUCCCUUGCAUGGAAGGUAUGGGACCAUGACUUUGCACUAGCAGCAUGCUUUCAUGUGGCUCUUGGAUAGCCUUGCGGCUCAUCAUAUUUUGUUCUUUGACUCAUGGAAAGUGAACAACAAAGUGAAGUGUUGUGCCACAUGCGUCUUGGUGAUGUUAUGGUCGUCCUUUCGAUCCACAUGUUCUAUCAUUUUGGUCCUUCAUGGCCUGUACGGUUGCCAAAGAUAGGCAGGAGACCUCAGUCUUCAGGAUGGAUAUCUUCCCAUGUGCCAAAAACCCGGUUUUUUACAUCCCAUAUCCGGCGACCCUAAAAAGAGAGGUCAGCCAAAGAAAAACGUG
Molecule: messenger RNA, 1001 nt
Organism: Durusdinium trenchii
Lineage: Eukaryota; Dinophyceae; Suessiales; Symbiodiniaceae
Source: the annotation of a GenBank genome assembly